Messenger RNA from Kwoniella shivajii, 1017 nucleotides. RefSeq lists its product as uncharacterized. The record is from RefSeq and is a predicted model, not a curated record. Gene Ontology annotation, molecular function: 2-oxoglutarate-dependent dioxygenase activity. The transcript is spliced from 5 exons. NCBI's taxonomy places the organism in Eukaryota, Fungi, Basidiomycota, Tremellomycetes, Tremellales, Cryptococcaceae. Bases 1 to 1017 code for a protein of 338 amino acids.
AUGCCAGUUCCUACUAUCAGCUUACACGAUUUCGACAAUCGUCGUCAAGAAAUCAUCGAUGAACUGAUGGAUGCAUCUACAAACGUUGGUUUCUUUACAUUGGCAAAUCACGGUAUCUCUCCUGAAGAUGUACAGACUGCGUUCGAGCUAUCUAAGCAGUUCUUCGCUCUUCCCGAUGAAGUAAAAUCUAAAACUCCAUUAAAUGGAAAGAACGCAGGAUGGGAGAAAAACACUCAAGUUAGACCUUCAACAGGUACGGCAGACCAAAAAGAAUCUAUCCAAUUACAAUUCGCAAGAAUGGAAGGACUUUGGCCUGCCGAUGAGGACAUUCCUGAUUUCAGAGUGAAAGCAGAGAGGUUCAUGCGUCAAAUACGAGACCUUUCCGUCAAAGUAAUGGAAUGUUUCGCAGAAGGUCUUGGACUUCCCCUCAAUACUUUCACUGAAGGGACCGUUGAUCCAGGAGUAGGUGAUUCUCAAGAUGUCUUGAGACUACUACACUAUCAUUCUACGGAAGGAAAGACCUUUGGAUCAAACUUCUGGCGAGCUGGAGCACACGCAGAUUUCGAUGUCCUCACAAUGUUGUUCCAGAGAGACGGCGAAGGUGGACUUGAAGUUUGUCCUGGACGAAAAGUAGUCGGUGAUUUCGGCAUGGGCCAAAAUUGGUUACCUGUAGAAGCUAGACAGGAUAGGAUAGUGUGUAAUAUAGGAGAUCAAUUAAUGAGAUGGUCAGAUGAUAGAUUAAAAUCAACUUAUCAUAGAGUUAGGUUACCUGAAGGACAAGAAAGUAGAGGACCAAGAUAUUCCAUCGCGUUUUUCAAUCAAGCUAGAACUGAUUCAAUAAUUCAAGGACCUCAAAAGAAAUACCCUCCCAUCACUGGCGGAGAGUUUAUCGCUGAAGCAAUGGCUAAAAAUCGAAUGCAAUCUGCUGAAAUCGCUAAAAAAGCAGCAUUGGAAGAUGCAGAUAAAGUAGCUUCAGCAAUUCAUUUUGUGCCUCGACAUCUCCAAGCCGCUGCAUGA